Messenger RNA from Hypanus sabinus (Atlantic stingray), 7042 nucleotides. Its product is annotated as caspase activity and apoptosis inhibitor 1. The record is from RefSeq and is a predicted model, not a curated record. The transcript is spliced from 6 exons. Lineage: Eukaryota; Metazoa; Chordata; Chondrichthyes; Myliobatiformes; Dasyatidae. The coding region runs from base 60 to 956 and encodes 298 amino acids.
UCACACAGGAAGUAAUGACCUAGCCUCUUCCGGCCGCCGGUCCAGGCCAGAGUCGGAUUAUGGCGGGGAAGAGGUCGGGUAGAGACAAGAAGCGGAAGCGGAGCCAUGGCGAAGAGAGUCAUAGCGAGAGGAAACGCCUCAACUCGGACUCCAGUGCCGUCGAGGCAGGAAGAGUUGCUUCAGAAAAGGAAACAACCAAUGAACCCAGUGACUUGGAAGAUGGAGGCCUUGACCUUGGUAUUUGCUUGAAACCAAUCAGUUCUUAUAUCUCUGACAGAAAAGAAAUGCUUGAGCAGUGUUUCAGAGUUAUAGGAGAAAAGAAACUCCAGAAGAUGCUCCCAGAUAUUUUGAAGCAGAGCUGCUCUGUAGAAGAAAUUAAGUCACUAUGCUUGGAGCAACUGAUGCUUUUAUCCAAUAAGAAGCUGCUCCAAAUUAUAGAAGGUGAUGACCUAGGAUCAUCGGAUACUGAGGAGGAGGCUGUUGAGAAUGAUAGGUCCAAGAAGAAGUUAGAAGCAGAGAGCCAACAAGACAAUAAUGUAGAUUCCACAUCUUCCUAUAAAGAAUACAAUGAACAAGAAGCACCUGGAUUGACACAUGCAGGUGGACCAUCUGGAGAUGAAAGUGAUGCCCUUAGUAUAAAUGCUGAGGCAUAUGAUAGUGACAUCGAUCAAAACUGCAAUGAACAAGAAGACAGUACAGAUGUGGUACUCCCAAGAUGUGCACCAACACAUGUUGGUGUUGAAGACGAGAUUCAGAAGGACAUUGAAAAGAGUGUAAAUGAGAUUCUAGGUUUAUCAGGCUCCACCACAGGGAGAGAUCAAUCAGCUGCUACCCCCAGUGCUGAUGGGGAUGGUCUUCAACCUUCAGCACAGCAAUUGGAGCUGCUUGAGCUGGAAAUGCGAGCCAGGGCAAUCAAAGCUCUAAUGAGAGCUGGGGACAUCAAAACUCAAACUUAACCCCUGUGACAAACUUGUGAAACUUGAGAAGGUCCAACCUGUCGUAGGCUAACACUACAGCCCAGAUGGAAGAUCAGAAAAUUUCGCUGUAUUCCUACACUUGUCUUUGAUCUUUCUUCUCGCAAUGUCUUAAUGUAUUUUUGUGCUGGAAAUAAUUUUUGACAUUGUUUCUGAAAUUUUCUGUUCAGCGCUCUGCCUCUGAUACUAGCCAUUGAAAAAACCUCUUAAAAGCAUUGUGCUAUGAAAGCAGGUAAGAUAUUUGAGCAUGUAAUUAGUACUGAUGAAAGUAGUACAUAGUAUUUGUACUCUGGAUGGUCUGGCAGGGAAAUGGUAAGUGACCUCCUCAUUCAAUCCAAUGUUUAUAUAGGAGUACCAGUUUAGAUGUGGCUUGUUUGUUAACAUUCUGCUUGCAGCACGUGCUCAUUUUGACCUCUGCGGGUUCACCAAUUCUCAAGGGAGUCUGUACUUUGAAGUGGAAUUGAGGAGACAUGUUCAGUGGUAGAGAGAACUUCAUCUCAAUGUAGUUUUUACUUUAUAUCUCGGCACUAUUAUAAAAUUUGAUUACUUCAAAUGAUACUUGUUUGUACAGAUCUGAGCCAUGGUUAUAGGAAUCGUUGUCAUACGCAAGUCUUUUUCUACCCCAGAAGGUAAUUUCAAAUUGGGCUGUCACCAAAGUGUAAAAAAAAUUUAAAUUAAAUAUAAUUCAAAGGGCUUGUCACUGAAGAAAUCAAACAUGUCCCUUGAACAAUGAGUUGUCCAGAAUGCAGAAUAUUUAGUUUAUUAUAUAUGUAAAGAAUUUUUUUGUCUGACAGGCAUUUUUUUUUAUUACUGUCAGUUUAGUUGACAUUUUCAAGUUUUUUAAUAAGUUCAAGAUUAUGUUUUAAUUACCUGCUGAAAUUAACUUUGUGAAGUUGUUGCAUGUAGACUUUGUCAUUCAGCGUUUAAAAUGGAUGUACUUUAGCAUUUAACAUUUAUUGAGUGAUUUGAAAAGAGCAUCCAUUUUAAUUAGAAGAAAAGAAAAUUACUAUAGAUAUUUUUGUUGAGAACUUUUCAAAACGAUUCUUGCAGUUCUAAUGAGGUCAUUAAAUUUGUUAAACAAAAUGCAUGUUACUUGUAUGCAAUAGCACAAGAUUGCAUUAUUUUUUAUUCUAUUUUGUUAGUUGAUUGUAUUAGUUAUUCUGUAAAAUUUAAAUGUUUUCUUAAUUAUUCGUUGAAAAAAAAUUAAUUGUUUUCAAUUUUUGGGUGAACAGUUUUCUAAUUUGCAGGCAGCUUCUGCUGAAAUGUGUUCUUUGAGGAAAGUGAAUCAGAAUCUUCUCCUGAGAGUAACCAUAAGUAUAGGUAUAUUGAACAGAAGGAUUAUUCCAUAUACAAGUAAAGACUUGAGAGUACUCCUGGAAAGCAAAAUGGCAUUUUCCACUGUAAAAUUGAGAUCAAUGGUAUUAUCUUUGGUAUCAGCACACUUGUCUGGAUUUAGAUGCAAUUAAACUCCAAUGUGAUAUGGAAAUGUUUUCAUUAGUUUAUGUUUCUUGAAUGUUUGGUUGGGCUUUGUUGAACCACAUUUUAUUUAAUGAAUUGACAAUUUAUAUUGUAAGUAGAUGUUGACUGAAGUACUGCCUUUAACAUAUCCUUUUAGAAAGAUUGACAAUGAAGCUAAGCUCUUGUAUUCUGCAAGGUCUUGGUGAAGUGAGGCCUUUAAGAGCUACUUGAAAGGAAAAGAUAAAAAGCUUGGAAACAAAAGAAUCACUUGAAUUGGAUGCUGGAGGUUGCAAUUCAAAAUCGGUUGAAUAAUUUCAACUCAUGUUAGAACAGUCUUGUAUUCUUCCUAUACCGAUUUUAAAUUCUGCCUUCAUUCAUGUAUGUCGUUUGCUUCUAGUUAUGUUCUAUCCAUUGUUGGAUUUUUGAGAUGACUUGCUCAUGAACACUUGGAAACCUACAGCCACCUGUGAAAUAAGACAGGUAUAAAAAUGUUCUUAACUUUAGAAGGUCAAGUUGAAUUAUUGCCGUCCACAUCCUGUUUUUUCCAGCCAAAAUAAUAUUUUUGAUCUGUGAGCAGCUGGCUUGUGUUCUGUCUUAAAAUUUAACAUUUCAGCCAUGGAUCAUUUUACUUGGUUUUAUUUUUAUGGAGAAUUUAUGUAAUGUGUGUAUGUACCUAUCGUGUGGUCUGCGCAUCAGUGACAAGCCCAGCUAAUUUCAGUUUGCAAGAUGAUGGUAAAACGUUUUCUUGAAUCACUCAGUCCUUCUGUUAGAAGAGCUCAUUUGCACAGUGCUUUUAGCUUUACACUGCAGAAUUUUUAGACACAGUGAUGAAGGAUCAGAAGCAGAUUCCCAAGUUAGAAUGAUGUGUGACUUGGAGUGGAACCUGUAGAUGGUAGUGUUUGGAUGUGUCAGUUGUCCUUGCACUUCUCUGUGGUGGAGACUGUGAGGGGCGCUACCAAAGUGAGUAACUGCAGUGUACUGAUAAUGGAGGAGAUGACUACUUAGGAUGACGGAUUUGCAAAAUUAAAGAUUAGCUUUAAUUUUGGCACAUGGCCUAGUGGAUAAGGGAUUGGUCUAGUGAUCUGAAGGUCACUGGUUCGAGCCUCAGCUGAGGCAGCGUGUUGUGUCCUUGAGCAAGGCACUUAACGACACAUUGCUCUGCGACAACACCAAGCUGCUUGGGUUCUAGUGUCCUUCCCUUGGACAACAUCGGUGGCGUGGAGAGGGGAAGGCUUGCAGCUUAGGCAACUGCCGGUCUCCCAUACAACCCUGCCCAGGCCUGUGCCCUGGAAACCUUCUAUGGUGCAAAUCCAUGGUCUCACGAGACUAACGGAUGCCUAAUUAAUUAUCCAAACAUAAAGUGAAAUGUGUUAUUACAUCAAUAAUCUUCAUAGUCGGAAGAUCUGCUAGGCGCAGAUCUGUCCAGAAAGACCUAAACCCCUAGACCCAGAGCAUAGUUGCCUUUGAGAGCCAUGGCACAACUUUGGAUGAAAAUUGAAUUGAAUUACUUUAUUUCUUACAUCCUCCAUAUACAUGAGUAAAAAUAUUUACGUUAUGUUGCUGUCUAAAAGUGCAAUGUGCAAAUUAUAGUAAUUUAUAAUAAAUAGUAUGUACGACAGGACAGUCAAUAUAACAUAGAAAUACAACUGUAUCGGCAUGAAUUAAUCAGUCUGAUGGCCUGGUGGAAAAAGUUGUCCCGGAGCCUAUUGUUCCUGGCUUUUAUGCUGCGUUACCGUUUCCAGGAUGAUAGCAGCUGGAACAGUUUGUGGUUGAAGUGACUAUGGACCCCCAAUGAUCCUUCAUGCCCUUUUUAAUGGACCUGUCUCUGUGAAUGCCCUGAAUAGUGGGAAGUUCACAUCUACAGAUGUGCUGGGCUGUCCGCACCACUCUCUGCAGAGUCCUACGAUUGAGAGAAGUACAGUUCCCAUACCAGGCAGUAUGCGGCCAGUUAGGAGCUCUCAGUCAUCUCCCUGCGGAAAGUUCUUAGGAAUUGGGGGCCCAUACCAAACUUCUUCAGCAGUCUGAGGUGAAAGAGGUGCUGUGGUGCCUUUUUCAUCACGCAGCCGGUACGUACAGACCACAUGAGAUCCUCAGUGAUGUGUAUGCUGAGGAACUUACAGCUGUUCACCCUCUCAACCCCAGAUACACUGAAGUCUAUAGGGGUUAGCCCGUCUCCAUUCCUCCUGUAGUCCACAACCAGCUCCUUUGUUUUUGUGAUAUUGAAGGAGAGUUGGUUUUCUUGACACCACUGUGUCAGGUGAUGACUUCCUCUCUGUAGGCUGCCUCAUUAUUAUUUGAUAAACAGUGUAGUGUCAUCAGCAAAUUUAAUUAGCAGAUUGGAGCUGUGGGUGGCGACACAGUCAGGUAUAUAGAGAGUAAAGGAGGGGGCUAGUACACAGCCCUGAGGGGCAGAGGUAAGGGAGCCCACUCUUACCACCUGCCGGUGAUCUGACAGGAAGUCCAGGAUCGAGCUGCACAAGGCAGGGUCAAGGCCGAGGUUGCUGGGCUUCUUGUUGAGUCGGGAGGGAAUUAUGGUGUUGAAUGCUGAACUGUAGUCCAAGAAUAGCAUUCUCACAUAAGCAUCCUUCUUCUCUAGAUGUGUAAGGAUGGUGUGUAGAGCUGUGGCUAUUCCGUCAUCUGUUAAACAGUUGUGUCGGUAGGUGAAUUGUAGGGGGUCCAGUUUGGGUGGUAGCAUGCUGCAGAUGUAAUCCUUGACCAGUCUCUCAAAGCAUUUGCUUAUUAUUGAGGUGAGUGCAACAGGAUGCCAAUCAAUCGUUAAGAUAUGUUACCUUGGUCUUUUUAGGUACAGGAACCGUGGUGAAUGAUUUGAAGCAGGUGGGCACUCUACUCAGGGAGAGGGAGAGAUUAGAAAUGUUUGUAAACACAUCAGCCAGUUGAGUCCUGCAUUUCCUGAGUACCCGACCUGGGAUAUCUGUCCAGUAGCCUUGCGACUGUCCACUCAUUGGAAACACCUGAACAGUGAACGGUUGCUGAAGGCACUGAUCGAGCUUAUCACCAACCCAUGUUUACUUCUGAGCUGCUGUGAUACACAACUUUUGCCCAUUUAGGGUUUCUUCUGGAGAGAAGUGUCAGUCUCUGGCUUUGCAUAUUGCAAGAGUUUAGUCUAAUUUCUCCACCUUCACUGGUUUUGGCUGGUCUCAAAUAAAACUAACAGAGAAAAUGCCUACAAUUAAUAAUAUCUUCCUGUGAUUUGUUUGUAAUUCUCUCCAAUGUUGCCUUUAUCCAUUCUCUACUUGUUGAUGUCUGCAAAUUCAGAAAUAGUAGUUAAGUUCAGGUCUUUAAUGUGAAUUGUGGUCUUGCCACUGAUGCAUGCAGGAUCUCACUUCCCCCUCUCUAACUAAGUACCUUGAACCUCCUCUCUUCCGGUGUAGUCGGUGAACAAACCAUCUUGAACAUUGCAGGUGAUGUAUCAGAAUCAGAUUUAAUAUCACUGACAUAUGUCAUGAAAUGUGUUGCAUUACUACAGUGCAAUAUGUAAAAAUACUGUACAUUACAAUAAGAAAUAUAAAUAUUAAAUUAGUGCAAAAAUAAUGAGGUUGAUUCGUUGUCCAUUCAGGGAUCUGAUGGUGGAGGGGGAAAAGCUGUUUUUGCAGUGGAGUAAAGAAAGUAAAAGCAAAGAAAUGGCUACUUUUUCUUCUGAUCCUUUUGUAAAAGAAAGAUUUAAGAAUGUGACGGAAGAAGUAACACCUGCAUCUGUUUAAGCUGUUUCACAGUUCAUUAGGUUUCUAGCAAAUGUUAUGUGUCAGGUUAAGUUUCCUGCCGACUUCCUACAUGAGGCCCCAUGUGCCACCUAGGCACUAAGGGUUCAGGUGAAUUCCUACAUCCCUCAAUUCACUGCCUGGAGUCAGUCUGCAGUCUUGAACCAUCCAACCUCACAAAAGACCGACCUCACCUAUCCUACACUCUGUAAAGUUAAGUGUCAGGGACAGCGAGGCUUCAGUUGAAGCCAAGCUUCAGGCAUAAACUUGCGUCCCUAGCUUGUCUCCUAUCAAGAUUUGUCCAGACAAAAUUGGAGUUAAAAUAUCACGUCUAUUCUGAGAGACUGUUGUUUAGAUGUCCCCUGUAUAUGGAGACCUUUAUUGUGAUGUAAAUUAAAGGAACCAAUGCAUUAGUACUUUAUUUUAAAUAAUUAAACCACUUUCUCAAUGUUGACAUUUUACACAGAUAAAUGGGAUCUCUGCUCGGUGUGCUAGUGUUUCUCAUUGUUGGCCUCCAUAUAGAUCCCAGUCGUAAGAAAAAAAGACAGAAGCAGAAUUAGGCCACUCAGCCCAUCAAGACUGCUCCACCAUUUCAUCAUGGCUGAUUUAUUAUCCCUCUGAACCCUAUUGUUCUGCCUUCUCCCUGUACCCUUUGAUACUUUGACUAAUCAAGAAUUGCACAACUGUCAGGAAGAGUUUGAUAUUCUAGAGAUUUCUUGGUCGGUAUAGAUGUAUUUUCUGACAUUGAAAAUUAAUGCUAUUGAUUAUUCAUUCAUGUUAUCAAUAUAGCCUAGGCUGCAGCAUUACUCUACCAGAAAUAACCUGUAAGACUGUAAAUGAUCUGUUAUUUCUACUGUUUAUUACUUGUUAUCCAAUUACUUGCUCUUGUAU